AUGACCACCGCGUCCUUCCUUCCUUCAGAUGUCAAAAGCAGCCCCGAGUGUCACCCCCGUUCCUCUUCAAUGGACGUCGGUGCGCGCGUAUGGGUCGCCGAUUCGGCCGACGAGAGCGUGUGGCUCGCGGCACGAGUACUCGAGGUGCGUCAAGCCGCCGUGACUCUCGAGCUCGAGAUUCGACGAGAAGAAGAACCGGCAACGUCGCGCUUCAAACACCGCGGCUCGUAUGAUGACGACGACGCCUCCCAAUCCAAUCGCCGAGAUGUGGCUCUGACCUUUGGACCCUCGGGUGAGGGCAUAAACGUACUGCCACGCAACAUGCCGCGCGAGCAAGACCAGCGCGACCUAGUGGCCCUCCCGCAUCUACACGAGGCCUCGAUCCUUAAUGCACUGCGACUGCGCUACGAACGUCACGCCAUCUACACACACAUCGGCGACAUCCUCAUCUCCAUCAACCCCUUCCAAGACCUCCCGCAACUCUACGGCGACGAAAUACUGAAGGGAUACGCCUACGACCACAACUCGCCGUUCGGCGACCGUGUGACAACCACAGAUCCGAGAGAGCCGCAUCUCUUCGCCGUAGCUCGUGCAGCCUACAUUGACAUUGUUCAAAACGCACGUAGUCAAUCUAUCCUCAUUAGUGGCGAGAGCGGUGCAGGCAAGACGGAAGCCACUAAGAUCAUCAUGAUGUACUUUGCCGUCCAUUGCGGUACUGGCAACACUUUGGCAGAAACCACGUCACCCCCACCCUCGCCGUCCCGUACGACGAUUGAAGAGCAAGUUCUGCAGUCCAACCCGAUUCUGGAGGCCUUCGGUAACGCUCGUACAGUACGAAACGACAACAGUUCGCGGUUCGGCAAGUUCAUCGAGUUGCGCUUCCGGGACGAGCGCCGGAAACUCGCAGGUGCUCGAAUCCGGACGUACUUAUUGGAGAAGAUCCGAGUCAUCAAACAAGCUGCUCACGAACGCAACUUCCACAUUUUCUAUGAGCUGCUGAGUGCAGACAACAAUUGCGUGAGUAAAGAACAGAAACAAGUGCUGGCGUUGAGUGGUGGACCGCAAAGCUUCCGUCUUCUGAACCAGAGUUUGUGCUCCAAGCGACGUGACGGUGUCAAGGAUGGCGUACAGUUCCGGUCCACUAAGAGAGCCAUGCAACAACUUGGUAUGAGUGAACGGGAGAUCGGCAGCGUGUUGGAGAUCGUGGCCGCAGUGCUACAUAUGGGCAAUGUGGACUUUGAACAAGUAUCACACAAGGGAGACGACAACGCGUUUGCUGACGAAGCCCGUGUCAUGCAUUCCUCGACUGGUGUGUAUGAUCACUUCACUAAAGCCGCAGAGUUGCUGGGAGUGUCGACAGAGGCGCUAGAUCAUGCGCUGACCAAGCGUUGGAUUCAUGCCUCCAACGAGACGUUGGUCGUGGGAGUCGACGUGGCCCAUGCACGCAACACGCGCAAUGCGCUGACUAUGGAGAGCUACAGACUUUUGUUUGAGUGGCUUGUUGCUCGCGUUAAUAACAAACUGCAACGGCAGGCGAGUGAUCCGUGGGAUGCUGAUGACAGUGAUGUUGACGACGAAGAAGACUCGGCGGAUUUCAUCGGUCUGCUGGAUAUCUUUGGCUUUGAAGACAUGGCCGAGAAUUCCUUCGAGCAGCUCUGUAUCAACUACGCCAAUGAGGCAUUGCAACAUCAGUUCAACCAAUACAUUUUCGAGGAGGAGCAGCGGCUGUACCGCGACGAAGGGAUCCGUUGGAGCUUCGUGGAUUUCCCUAAUAACCGUGCGUGCCUCGAGCUGUAUGAACACCGACCAAUCGGUAUUUUCUCGCUUACAGACCAGGAGUGUGUCUUCCCUCAAGGCACUGACCGGGCUCUUGUGGCUAAAUACUAUCUGGAGUUUGAGAAGAAGAAGACUCAUCCGCAUUUCCGCUCGGCUCCACUGAUCCAGCGCACGACACAGUUCGUAGUAGCUCAUUAUGCUGGCUGCGUCACCUAUACUAUUGAUGGGUUCCUUGCGAAAAACAAGGAUUCUUUCUGUGAGAGUGCCGCUCAAUUGCUGGCGGGGUCGUCCAACCCUCUCAUCCAGGCUCUAGCUGCUGGAUCGACCGAUGAAGACGCCAAUGGAGAUAGUGAGUUGGAUGGCUAUGGUGGUAGAACACGUCGACGCGCCAAGUCGGCUAUUGCAGCGGUUAGUGUGGGGACGCAAUUCAAGAUUCAAUUGAACGAGUUGCUGAGCACUGUCCGUGCCACGACGCCUCGAUAUGUGCGCUGUAUUAAACCGAACGACUCUCAUGUGGGCUCAUUGUUCCAAAGCACGCGUGUUGUCGAGCAGCUACGCAGUGGCGGUGUUCUUGAAGCAGUGAGAGUUGCGCGUGCGGGAUUCCCUGUGCGUCUUUCACACAAGCAGUUCCUCGGACGGUAUCGGCGUGUGCUGCUCUCGCUCUACAAGUGGGGGGACAAUGACUUUGAACGGAAGCACAGGAACUGGAGUGAACUUGACUUGUGUCUACACCAACUCACACAAGUUCUUCUUGUCGAUGAAGAGCUGGAACAAGGAGCUGAGGAUGAGGAGGAUCGCCAGAUGCGCUGUGGUGUUAGUCUCGGCAAGACUCGCGUCUUCUUCCGUCGCAAACCGUACGAGAAGCUGGAGAAUGUGCGCGUAGCUGUUCGACAGAGUGCCAGUCUAAUUCUCCAACGACACGUCAGAGGGUUUGUGGCUCGACGUAGCUACAGACAUCUUCGUCAAGCUGCGAUCGCCAUGCAAGCGCGUGUGCGAGGACGUCGUGCCUACAGGAUGGUGUGCUGGAUGCGUGCGAUGCAACAAGCGCGAGUGCUGCAGUCGAGAAUGCGCCAGAUUUGUGCGCGAAGCAGAUUUUUACGAGCACGUGCAGGAGUGCUGGCAGUGCAGUGUCGUUUCCGAUGUCUUCUAGCUACACGAGUGGUGCAGGCACGUCGUGAGGCUCGUGCGGUGACACGCAUCUCCACAGCUUGGCGUCGAUCGACUACUCAAUGGAAGUACCGCAAGCUGUGUAGUGCCACAUUGGCGCUUCAAUGCGCGCUGCGUGCACGCUCCGCUAGACAAGUAUUGAAGGUGAAGCGUGAAGAGAGCAGGAAUGUGGCCAAGCUGAAGGAAGACAACGCUCAACUUAAGGACGAAGUGGCUGAAUUACGUCGACAGAUGCAGGUCUUGGUGGCUCUGAGUGCCAGUAAAGAGCGUCAACAGCAACCGUUCCCUUCGUUCAAUUUUGCUAAAGAUCCUGCGCACAAGUCGCCACACAAGGCUGUUGUGCUCUCCUCAGAGAAUGAAAAUGGUCCUGUUGAAGACGAUAACAACCAACGUGACUGUGAGAAUCAAUUGGAGCUGGAACUAUCGGACGAUCUCUUAACAAUGGACACUGGAGGGAACCCCAACGCUGCAGAUGGUCGUGACAUCGGCUGUGUUGUGGAUCUGUCGUACAGUCAGCAGAAGCCCAAACUGCAGACUCCCAACUCACGUCGGACUCGCCAAUUCAGACUACCACCGACGCUAGAACCAGCGAACGAAGCAGCAGAAAUAGACAAGACGCCACCUGCGUCACCUCGUGGCUCUCGCUCUCGUGAUCGACGCCACAGCUUGGAUUUGUGGCGACUACAGGAAGCGGAGGCUCAGAAGGAAGUCUCGCAACUGCGUGAAGAGAUCCGAGAGGCCGCUGCUGACGAACCUUCGCCAGAACGUCAACAGCAGCAAGAAAUUGCGCUCCAGAAGCUGGUGGCGUCACAAAUCAAGCGCAAAACGAUGCAGUUGCAACUGCAGUUGCCUGAACUUGACUUGAAGGUGGAUAACAAUGCCAUCGAUGCAGGUCCAGCCUCGUGCAUAAGCCAGCGCCGUUCACGCGCUGUUGAUAGUCCGCUUCGGAUUCCUGCGCCUUUGACCUCAUGUGGUCGACAAGGUCCGUCUCGUUGGAACUUUGCAGUACCGCACAGCAUGACGCACGCUACAAGCAGUCGUAUGUCAGGUUACUUUGACAGUCCGAGCUACGAUGAUCGCUCCGUAGACGGCGAGGAAGAUCUGUUCAGCCGAGGUCGUCACCCGAUACCCAGACGUUCAGCAUCUACUGGUAUGUACCGUAAGCGGUCGUCGUCGAACUCUUCUUCGUGCUACGCGACGCCGUCUGUGACAGUUCGUCCCGGAGCUGUUGUGCCUCGUUUCGCCAAGGCCCCGACCUGCUUCGAGUGCGACUGCACCUUCAAUCUUCUCGUGCGUCGUCACCACUGUCGUCAAUGUGGCAACUCGUUCUGCUACGAACACUCGACACGUCAACUAGCUCUUCCUCACUUGGGUUACAUGGCGGCCCAACGUGUGUGCGACGCCUGCUUCGAGGAUCAUAUGCAAGCCAUGACGUCGCUAAAGUUGCCGUCGCAUAUACGCAACCCGACGGACGAAUUGUCUUCCUUCGCUAGCUCACCACGAGGCCUUGACAGCAACCACAGCGACUGUGGCUUUGAGAGUCCAACUGAGGCUGCAGCUCGAGUUGCUCCGUUGCAUACACAAUUUCCUUUUGUUAGUAAAUAG
Molecule: messenger RNA, 4548 nt
Organism: Phytophthora infestans T30-4
Lineage: Eukaryota; Oomycota; Peronosporomycetes; Peronosporales; Peronosporaceae
Product: myosin-like protein
Exons: 1
Coding region: 1-4548 (1515 amino acids)
Biological process (GO): vesicle transport along actin filament; actin filament organization
Cellular component (GO): actin cytoskeleton; cytoplasm; myosin complex
Molecular function (GO): microfilament motor activity; actin filament binding; metal ion binding
Source: RefSeq, a predicted model, not a curated record